AUGCAGUGCACUAACAAGCUACCAGCGACCCGCGCCGUCUCCUCCAAAGACCUCCCCCCUUCGGUCGAAGGCGCCUAUUACCGCAAAUGCAUCGACCUCCGCCGCCGCAUAACCGAUAUUGAAGAGAACAACGACGGCACGCGCCUGCGCAUCACACGCCUGAACCGCGGCAUCCAGAAGAUGCGCCUCGAGCGCGCAUUCCUUCUCGAGCAGCUGAAUAAGCACAUGGAGUACAAUGUCGACGACAGCGAUCGCAGCAGCAGCCCACCGCCCACCCCAACGGAUAAGCCCUUGAGGAGCAAGAGGAGCCACAACAGGAAGGGCACGCCUCCUCUUGGCGGCAGUGCGGAUGGAGGCGCAAACGAGAGGACAGGCAUGAGCGCCGAGGGCAGACUGGGACUGGGACCCCUGCCGCAUGGCAUCAACCCUAUGAGCAGUGCGCAGAGUACACCAGACCCGUCGGGACGGCCCCAGAACAGCUACUUCGGUACCAUUGGCGCCACCACGACGACCAGUCCACACGCCGCUGUCAACGGCGCACCUCCCACACUUCCUCCCCUGCACGCGCUCCCGCCGUUACACGCACAGCA
Alternaria rosae is the source of this 590-nucleotide messenger RNA. RefSeq lists its product as uncharacterized. The record is from RefSeq and is a predicted model, not a curated record. The transcript has a single exon. Lineage: Eukaryota; Fungi; Ascomycota; Dothideomycetes; Pleosporales; Pleosporaceae. The annotation marks the transcript as partial.